AUGGCUUGGGGCGGGCCCCGGGAUACCGGCACAGGCAGUGGAAACGUGAGCUCCAGAGCUUCACCGGCAAUAAGUUCGUCCAUGGGCAAUCCAGCUCAGGCUACGAACGGAAUGAAACCAAAGACAUCACUCAACGGCAACGGAUACCAUCCCACAAACCCCCCAAUACCUCUGAGCUCGAUGCGCAGCGCCGGACUGGAUUUGAGAUCGGUUGAGAGACGGGGACAACCGACCGCGAGCCGGGAACCGUCGAAGCGAAACCGUCCGCAUGGCCUUCAGGAAGCUCCGACGUAUCGCCCCACGGAAGACGACUGGCGAGAUCCCUUCGAAUACAUCAGGAAGAUCACCCCAGAGGCCUCGAAGUACGGCAUCUGCAAGAUUAUCCCGCCCGACUCGUGGAAUCCUGACUUUGCAAUCGAUACAGAGAAGUUCCACUUUAGGACCCGAAAGCAAGAAUUGAAUUCAGUCGAAGGCAGCACACGCGCGAAUCUAACCUACCUCGAUGCCCUUGCAAAGUUCCACAAACAACAAGGGACAAACCUCAACCGACUACCAUACGUCGACAAAAAGCCCCUUGAUCUCUACCGGCUCAAGAAGGCGGUCGAAGCCCGUGGUGGGUUUGACAAGGUGUGCAAGAUGAAGAAGUGGGCAGAGAUUGGUCGCGAUCUGGGAUACAGUGGCAAAAUCAUGUCGUCCCUGUCGACGUCUCUCAAAAAUUCCUAUGAUCGCUGGCUUAAUCCCUACGAGAACUAUCUCCGCCACGCCAAACCUGGUGUCUACCAACAGCUAGAGUACGAGUACGGCGGCCCCUUCACUCCCAGCCCAGCACCGAGUCCGAUGAAGCGGUCUACCGUAAAUACGCCAUCCAGCCUGAGGGGAGAUUCGCCCACACGGAACGCGACCGACGCAUUGCAAGCUAGUAUCAGCUUGAACGGUCUUAAACAGGAGGGUGACCGUGACACAUCUAUGACCGAUGCUACAGCGCCAAUUCCAACCCCAGCGCCAGCUCCUACUUCCGGUGGGUUCACAGCAAUUAACACGGGAGGUUUCACUGCAGUCAAUGCCGGCUUCACCAGUGUCAACCGGCCGACUCCGGUUGAAGCAAAGAGCUUUACUCCGCCGAAGCAGUUUGGAAGCCCGAUUUUAUCAGCCAAAAACACACCAGACUUGAGGCCUUCGGGGCUGGGCAUCGCAAAUUCGUUAAAGCGACAGCUGAGCAGCGACAGUCUCGACAUUGCCAAGAAGGAUAGUGCCGACAAAGACGACUCUGAAAAUGGCAGUCGACGGAGUAAGCGACUGAAGAAAGGAACCCCAGCGGCCCCAAAUGUGGUGAGCUGUGCAUCCAGUCGGUGGUCCACGGGGCUUGGCGCACCGAGUCAUGCGGUCCGCCGUGCAGCACGCUUCCAGGGAUGGCAAGGAUCUACCUGCCGCGAAGUCACAUCCUUGUUUCUUAUUGGGCCCUGUUUAGCUGGCUCGCAUAUGUCCUUGUUCCGACCCCUAGGUCCCCGAACGCCGCGGGACGAAUCGUCGAUUCCGGGAGAGCGAUGUGAGACUUGCGGCAAAGGUGAAGAGUCGGGUUUUCUGGCGGUUUGCGAAUCCUGCGACAACGGCUAUCAUGGCACAUGCUUGGAUCCCCAACUGAAACAGAAACCGGAAACCGAAUGGAAUUGUCCACGAUGCCUUGUUGGUGAUGGCCAAUUCGGCUUUGAGGAGGGAGGUCUCUAUUCCUUGAAACAAUUCCAGGAGAAGGCUGCCGACUUUAAGCAAGGCUACUUCGAGAACCGGAUGCCGUUCGAUCCUGUACUCAAUUGCCCUAGACCAGUCACCGAAGACGAUGUCGAGCGCGAAUUCUGGAAGCUGGUUGCUAGUAUCGAGGAGACGGUUGAGGUCGAGUAUGGCGCUGACAUUCACUGCACGACCCACGGCUCCGGUUUCCCCACGGCAGAGAGGAAUCCCAGCAACCCCUACUCCACUGAUUUCUGGAAUUUAAACAUUCUGCCGCUACACCCCGAGUCGCUUUUUAGGCACAUCAAGACUGACAUAUCCGGUAUGACUGUGCCCUGGGUGUAUGUAGGCAUGAUAUUUUCGACCUUCUGCUGGCACAAUGAGGACCAUUACGCGUACUCAGCCAACUACCAGCAUUUCGGUGCCACCAAAACAUGGUAUGGGAUUCCGGGCGAGGAUGCUGAGAAGUUUGAAAACGCCAUGCGUGAAGCGGUUCCGGAGCUGUUCGAGACGCAGCCAGAUCUUCUCUUCCAACUUGUCACCCUGCUCACGCCAGAACAACUGAAGAAGUCUGGAGUGAGAGUCUACGCACUGGAUCAGCGGGCGGGGCAGUUCGUCAUCACUUUUCCACAAGCGUACCACGCCGGCUUCAAUCACGGCUUCAACUUCAAUGAGGCUGUCAACUUCGCACCGUGCGACUGGGAACCCCACGGCUUGGCUGGCGUGGAACGACUUCAGGAGUAUCGCAAACAGCCUUGUUUCUCCCAUGAUGAACUUCUUUGGACAGCCGCCGAAGGAGCCACGACUGGACUUACUAUUCAAACAGCAAAAUGGCUCGCACCGGCUUUGGAGCGAAUCCACAAGAAGGAAGUUUGCCGGCGUGAGCAGUUCAUCAGCAAACACUUGGAGAACAACGACCACCCCUGCAUUUUAACGGCCGACCCGCAUGAGCCCUGCACUCUGACCUACCAACUCUUCGACGAAGACGUCCCGGAAGAAGAGUAUCAAUGUUCAUACUGCAAGUCGUUUGCUUACCUCGCGAGAUUCAAAUGCAAUCGUUCAGGGAAAUUCUUAUGUCUACAACACGCGGGAUUUCACGCCUGCUGCGACCUCCCCGAGUCGGCCCGUUUCGCUGGUAAAGACCAUAUCCUCUUCUACCGAAAAUCGAACGAAGAUCUCGCCGAGACAUACCGUAAGGUUGCGGACAAAGCACAUCUGCCGGAAGCUUGGGAGGAAAAGUACGAGAAGAUGCUAGAUGAAGGAGCUACACCAACGCUGAAAGCGCUUCGUACUCUUCUCAGCGAGGGUGACCGCAUUCCGUACGACCUCCCCUCUCUGCCAGCGCUCAAGGAAUUCGUUGAUCGCUGCAACGAAUGGGUCGAAGAGGCGACUAACUAUACGGUACGCAAGCAGCAGAACCGCCGAAAGAACGACAAAGCCUGGCAGAGCGGUAUGCGAAAGUCCAUCGGCAACUCCUACCAGGAGCAAAAGGAGCGCGAGAUGCGCAAAGUCGAUAACAUCUACCGCUUAAUCGAAGAUGCCGAGCGCAUCGGGUUCGACUGUCCCGAGAUCACCCAGCUACGAGAACGUGCCGAGGCCAUCAAAGGCUUUCAGAAGAGUGCACAGGAAGCGUUUGAGCGGUUGCUCAUACAGAGCCAGGAUAGUAUCGAGGAGCUACUCGAGGAGGGACGCAGCUUCAAUGUCGAUAUGCCCGAAAUCGAUAAGCUGGCUAGUAUACUCGAGCAGAUGCGGUGGAAUGCCAAGGCCAAAUCACUCCGAGGCGUCUUCAUGACUCUCGAUGAAGUGACGGAGCUCGUAACCGAUGGACUACGACUGGAAAUACCACCAUACAAUGACCACAUGAAAUGGUUUAACGAUAAAUUUCAGGCGGGCCGACAAUGGGAGACUAAGGCCAAGGAACUCAUCAAGGCGGAGAUCGUCCAUUAUCCCCAACUUGAGGCUCUGUCCAACCAAGUCAAACAAAACUGUCUACCAGUCGGGGUUGACACCCUUUGGGCGGUCGAUCAGAUCCUCCUCAAGCAACGAGAAGCACACCGUCAGAUCAUUGACCUUACAGAGCGAUGUCGGGAGUCAGACUACACCAAACGGCCGAAAUAUAUCGAGGUGGCCGAGAUCAUGAAGAAACUGGAAGACUUCAAUUCUAAGCCGACAGGAACAUUAGACCUCGAGAAAGAGCAAAAACGCCACGAAGACUGGAUGCGAAAAGGUAAGAAAUUGUUUGGCAAAACCAACGCCCCACUCCACAUCCUCAAGUCUCACAUGGACUACGUGCUGGACCGCAAUCACGACUGCUUCGACAUUACUAUCGAUAAACCUCGACUACCGGCCGAGCCUGCUUCUAGAGCGCCAAGUGAAGAACGAGAGGAUAAGGGCCCUCGUACUUGGACCGACCCAACGUUCAGGGAGGUGUUUUGCAUCUGCCGCCGGGUAGAGGCCGGCAUGAUGAUUGAAUGCGAGUUGUGUCAUGAGUGGUAUCACGGCAAGUGUCUGAAGAUCGCACGUGGCAAGGUGAAGGAGGACGACAAGUACACUUGUCCAAUCUGCGACUGGCGUGUCAAGAUACCCCGUGAUGCUGCUCGACCAAAACUGGAAGAUCUGAUUGCGUGGCAGGAAGAGAUCCCGAAUCUGCCAUUCCAGCCAGAGGAGGAGGACGUGCUGACGAGGAUCAUCGACAACGCGCAGGACUUCAGGAACCACAUCCAGGCCUACUGCAACCCGAUCAUGGCCACCGCUUCUGAAGCUGAGACACAGCGCUUCUACCUGCGCAAGAUUGAAGGCGCCGAGAUCCUUCUCGCAUUCGAGACCAAUUUCUUCCGCCAAGAAUUGCACAAGUGGAGCCCUGUCGCGCCAGAGCCCCCGCCAGUGCUAGAUGUGUCUAAGAGCACCCGCAAACCUCGCCCAACCAAGCUGCAACGGAUGCUCAUGCAGUACGGCGUCGAAGAUCCAGACGACUUGCCUGAAAAUAUCAAGGGCAAGGCCAAUAGUCUCAAACGUAAGGCUUUGAAUGCCGAGGCGACGGCGGCGGCGGCGGCUACCGGUUCAUCGUCGGGCAGUGCCAUGGUGCCGAAUGCCACCAGUCCAUCGACACACUCCUUUGGCUCCGGCGGCCAUGUUUACUACGGCCUCGGUUCCCAGCCACCGACACCAGCUCUCACAAGCUCAGCACACACCCAUCCGCCUCGUGGUUCGGACUCGUCCUCGUCUAGCAGACCAGGGUCUGCUCUGCGCGCUGAUCCUAUGGAUCUUGAUGGCAGUGGUGGUGCCGGCUUGCAUCCCCAAUUUUUCCUGAGCAAUGGUAGCAACGGCCCUGGUCCCAGACUUAUGGCGUCGGACCGCGAGCCCAUGUCGCUGGAGGACCGACUCCUGAGUGGACAAGACGACGGACUGAAUCUGCAGAGCGAGGCCGGCAAGGGUAAGGCCCUUGAGAUUCUCGGGCGGACCGAGAAUGGACGGCGCCGGGCCGAGGAGAUCUUUGGCCGCGAUGUCUGGGAUGUUGAUCGGCGAUCCGCUAUUGAAGUUGGUGGACCAAGUGGACUGGCUCAUCAUCCCGAAGACGAAGACAAUAAGGAUGUCGAUCGCAUGUUUUUGGACCUAACGAAUGCUGACGACGAAGACGCCGAGGGCAAGAAAGACAAGGACAAGGCGCUCACUGCUGAAAGUUUCGAGGCAGAACGAGACUCCAUGGUGAUUCUCGACUCUCCCUAA
Molecule: messenger RNA, 5451 nt
Organism: Pseudomassariella vexata
Lineage: Eukaryota; Fungi; Ascomycota; Sordariomycetes; Amphisphaeriales; Pseudomassariaceae
Product: PLU-1-like protein-domain-containing protein
Exons: 6
Coding region: 1-5451 (1816 amino acids)
Biological process (GO): chromatin remodeling
Cellular component (GO): nucleus
Molecular function (GO): histone demethylase activity; DNA binding
Source: RefSeq, a predicted model, not a curated record